Molecule: messenger RNA, 3633 nt
Organism: Enterobius vermicularis (human pinworm)
Lineage: Eukaryota; Metazoa; Nematoda; Chromadorea; Rhabditida; Oxyuridae
Source: the annotation of a GenBank genome assembly
AUGGAAAAUAGGAAUUCAGCAUUGUCAACAGUGAAGGAAGGCGAGGCCUUAAAUAAUUUUUUUGCUAAGGAUUUGCGAGAUGGAAAGGAAGUGCGAAUUACUAUUGAUAGCGAAAAUACAGAGCUUCUGGCAUCGAAAACUCAGGAUCAGGCUAACUAUUCUGAGGAAGAUUUGGAUAAAAAGUCGUUUUCCAGUAGCACUUGCGAAAGUUCAUUUGUGGAUGGUUCCUUAGACGAGGUUGUGGUUGGAUCAUGUCGAAAAACGAAUUCUUGUAGUAUAGACAGUGAUGAAAAUGAGGAUGAUUUACGUUCAUCCACAGAAGACAACGAAUCAGAAGAUAGCUUCUGCUCUAAUGAAGAAUCAACUGAAGCAGAAAGUGAAAGCGUUAAUGAAGAUGCAGCUGCUGUUUUUGGGUCCGAUUACCGCAGCAAUUUGGAGGAAAUAAAAGAAGACCGAAAAUAUAGUUAUCCUGAGCAAGCGUCUUUGGUGGAUCCUUUCAGCUUACUUAAUGAUUAUGACAAAAUCGACCCCAAAGACCGGCCCACUCCGGUUGAUUUGGAGGCUGGUGUUUAUUGGUUUGUUGUGCCGAAUAAGCCUAAACUUGGACGCUUACGACUUUUGAAUCGGGCUUUGGAGUUGACAGAAGGUUUAUACAAUCAGGAUAAAGAAGGCAAGAAACCACAAGAAGAACCGAAAGUGAAGAAACUUGUGGAUCUAUAUAGGGCUUUCAGCAUUCAUAUUCGAGUGAAGCACCCGAUAAUGGGGGAAGGGACUUGUUUAGCACUAGUAUUUGUUGGAGAAACAGUUCUUUUAAAGCCGGAGACGAAAAGCGAUACGGAUGUCGAUUAUUGGCACCGUUUAAUGAUGAGCAUCAAAGUUAAGGAUUUUCCUGAAAUUUACGGCAGACCAGUAACACGACAUGAUUUUAUGGAUGUUGCGUGGGCAGUAUCUAUUGUUGGAAAGCCGACCAUUUGGGAUUCUCCUGAUCCCUUCCCAGGAUCAGCAGAUAUAUACAAAGCUCAUCGCUUUUUUCAAGGCCCGAAGUGGUUCGCUAUAUAUGAUAAUACUCUUUAUCUUUGUGACCAGGAUGUCAUUCCACAGCGAUGUAAUCCUCCUUAUCGACCUGAUAAUUCUGUUGAAAUCCCGUGGGGUGUGGUCUACCAGAUUGGUGUGGAACGAUGUUAUUUUUAUUUACGCAUGACUGGAAAUGGGCCCUGGGGACUUGGGACUAUUUAUCUCAUGCUCGAGUCAUGGAGCGCCGCUAAAGCCGUCAGUGCUCAUUUUAGCUGGUUUUUUUCUUUAUCUGGCUGGAAAUCGAGACAGCGUCGUGAACGACUUCGAGAAGAAGGGAAGGUUGCACCGUUGUUGCAAGAGAAUAAACGAAUUGACCUGUUUGACAGAUUAAUUCCGAAGACCCAAAAAGAUUUGGAAAUUGAAAUGGAGCAGAUGUCGGCUCCUCCAAUUGAGGAACAAAUUCUUCAGGCUAUCGCACUCUGGCACACGCACCCUGCGCCUCCUUAUCCUAGAACUCUAGAAGAAGCAAUGGAACCAAAGUCUUUUUUCCCCGGUCCACCUGAAGAAAGAGAUGUUCCAGUAGUGUUGGAUAAAGAAGGCAAACUUGAAGUACCUUCUACAUCAAAGUCGUCUCGUGAAAGACAUCACACUGAGAAAAUAAAGUUUUUUCGUGGAGUGGACUACGUUCACAUGAAAAACGAUGGUACGGUUCUAACUGAUGAACAGCCGUGUCUUCCUGUCCACUCAGAAAAUAAUACAAAGGUGAAUUUGGAGUCUAAGCUGAAUUCCGAAGUAAUGCGUGAAAAAAUCGCUGAAGCUUUAACAACUACAAACUUUAAAAUUCCUCCAACUGAAGAACAGCGAAAAGAUCUUGCUAAAGGGCGGAAAAGAGCAGCGACCAGUCAUUCUUUCUUUGAUCGGCGUUUGAGUGGUAUUUUUCGCAGGGCUCAUUCACUGAAGACAAAAUGGUUGCGACCACCUCGAAAAUCGAAACUUGAAGGCAUGACAGAUGCAGAAUUGUUCAAAUGGCCUGUGCUUGAAAGAAGGACUCGCCAAGACAGUUUUGGUGACACAGAUACUGAUUUAUUUCCAAAAACAGUGUAUGGACAAUCUUACCUGAAGGAAAUUCAUGAAAAGAAGAGGACGUAUCCUGAACAGGAAGAAGACGUCCAGUGGGAUUUUUCAGGUAAUAAACCAAAGCCUUACCACAAGUUUACUUACGAAUUGGCCGCUGCUCUGCAACUUGAUGCAAAUGUGAAAGCAGCGUUAAAGCGAGAAGGCCCGCUCAUCCGACCGGACUUUGAAAACUACUCGAACAAACAAAAUUCGGGGACUGAAUCAGCUGUUGCAGAGGAAACUGUUGAGAUAGGGGAGGACAGUGUAGAUGUGAAAGACUCUAAAGGUGCUGAUUAUUUCGCUCCGAGAAGUGAAGACGAUUACGUUGAGUGUGAUCACGGGAGAAACAACGGAAAGUCUCGGGCAGAAAAGAAGGAUAUGAAGGCUCGCAAGCGGAAGAGCCGUGGAGCUAUAGAGUCGUCGAUGAGUGCAACUCAAGAUUCUGUGAGGGUCAUUAGAACAAUGGAGGAUAUCGAAAAAAUACACGAUAAAGCUGAAAGACGUACCGCGUUGAAGGAAUGGAGAACAAGAGAAUUGAGAUUAUUGCUGACCUCAAGCGUCACUGAUGAGCAGAUAAAUGAAAUUGUGAAAGCUGAGUUUUUUGCAGAAGAUGCUGCUUUUUAUGCAAAGGAGCUUAGUCGUAAAGCUGCAUCUUCUCUUGAGUGCGCAAAGAAAGCUGACCAGGAAGCCAAGAAAGUACGGGAAGUUGCUGAUAGAUGUGACAUUGAGGCUUGCAAGGCACAAGCUGAUGCAUCAGAUGCAUCACUUAAAGCUGCAGAUGCGGCUGCAAAACUAGCUGAAGUUCAUGCAGCUUAUGGGGUUCCAGUUGUUGGUCUCGCAAAAUCAGAGAAGGGUGCACAUAAAUCAAGAAGAAGAUCUGGUCAUAAAUGUCGUAGUCAGAGUGAUCAUGGUGUUCUUUCCCUUCUCAGCAGCCACUUCGACGGCAGGGCGAGGGUUAAAGGUGGCGGCGGGGUAGGGAAAGAUGUUGUAUCUUUCAAGAUUUUUUUAUAUUCGAAGGUAAAGAUGGUAAGGGAAGUUAAUGGAUUUGUCACUUGUGAACAUUUGUCUUUUACUGAAGUGCUUCAGGGAAACAGACAGUUUUUAGCGACGGUUGUUGAACGUAUUCAACGAGCGGAAGAAACUGUCGAACUGGCUGAUACGCCAGCUUUAUCUGUUGAUAGUUCAGCUCCUCAGCCAGCAUCGCUGAUCAUUCGACUAUGUCAUCGCUGUUUUACCAAAAUGGAUACAGGCCAUCGUGCAAUUUUUGUGUGGACGUUGUUGCUCUUCGUUCUUAUAUUUUUGGUCGUGUAUUUAGACGGUGGACUAGACCAAGAAACACUGAUCUUUUUCUCACUUUUGUGGUUUUUUGAUUUCCUUUCUGUCACAGAAGUUGCAGCAGGAAUAGUACGUUACUAUAGGAUUCGGUGCUCUGAUCAAAGUGCUGGUCGAAGAACUGGUUCUUUUUUUGAUGUCCGGAAGACCAUUAUCACCAUUGGUAAUUGA